ACAGUUGGCCAGAAGCCAUGACAAUACUGAGAGUUCAUCAACGCAGACUGAUUUGACACAGCAGAAUUUAAAGGACUUAAGCAAGAUGGAAUGAUGUCUCAUACUGGCAGAGUGGACACGAUAUACCUUAUUUUUUAUAACUGCACCGUCUCCAGGAGUGGUGACAUUCCUUGGUGUCCAAGGUUGCCAGACCUGUCAGCAUGCGACUUUUUUAUGGAGCCACUUAAAAAGCAAAGUGUGCACUCAUUGCUCACACAGUAUCGGAGAACUCUAAGAAAGAAUUCAUGAGGAAAUUGCUGUAAUUUAUUCAGAGAUGCUACACACAUCACGUCACGCAUGGAAGAUCAGAGGAAUACCUAUGCAGAGACGGAGGUUACCUCAAGGAUAUCAUCUUCAAGAAAUAAACAUUCUAUGUGUUUAAGGAAGGCAUAUUUGUAAUAUGGCAGUUUCUUUUUCGCACAUUUAUUAAACAGAAUCUGCAGUAAAUAUGUAUGUUCAAUAAGUUAGGACUCCAGAAAUAUGUUUGCCCACUCUCCAUAAAUGAGUUAAUGAACUUCACUGUCUUUUAUCCAUGGUCUAAAUAUAUUAAAUAUUCAAUGGAAGAAUGGUUUUUCAUCAUGUGUAAGGUGUAGAAAGAAGAAACCAAAGAACAUUAGUUUGGCACCCUUGUCUUCUGAUCUAAUAGAGGGCCCUAAAGUAUCCUGUACAAAAAUAUCUGUGUUGCAAGACUAUGAUCAAGCUCUGGCUUUAUUACAUAGAGGAAGCUGAUUUACAUGCAGAGUUACUAAACUAAUAUUUUUCUUGCAGGAAGUCUGUGCUUAAUAUGAAGACUAGGAUUCGCCGAUUAGAGAUGGAAGUAUCAAAGAAACAGAAGAUAAUAAAUAACUUGAAUAUGUUAUUGAGUAAACAACAGGUAGACAAUAAACUUAUCGCGAACUUGAAAACGGAUUUGGAAGCUGCAAGGCAGCACACAAGAAAAUGCAAGUUCAAACAAGUUAUGACCACAGAGUUGGUCACAAGACCAGGGAGCAUUGCUUCUACAGAGACACAGACAGAUGUAAAUAUGGAUGAUCUUGAUGCUGAUGGUGUAUUGCUUAUCAAAGCAAGAAAUGAAGUACUGAGAUUAGGGAAGGAACUUGUUGAAAAGGAUACUCGCAUAACCGAAUAUGAGAGUGAACUGCAUUCCCAGAGAGAGCAGGCAAAGAAAGAUAAUCAGCGGAACGAUGAAAUCAUACAAGCCUUGGAGCGUGAGUUAGAAGUCCAGAGAGAGAAGUUUGUCACAAGACCAAAGAGCACUGACACUGCAGUGACACAGACGAGUGUAAAUAUGGCUGAUCUUGAUGCUAGUGGUGCACAUCUUAUCACAGCAAGAAAUGAAGUACAGAGAUUAAGGAAUGAACUCAUAGAGAAGGAUGAGCGCAUAACUGAGUAUGAGAGCGAACUGCAUUCCCAGAGAGAGCAGGCAAAGAAAGAUAAUCAGCGGAACGAUGAAAUCAUACAAGCCUUGGAGCGUGAGUUAGAAGUCCAGAGAGAGAAGAUCCUGAGAUAUGGUUCUCAAACAACACUGCAUGAUGAUCAGUACAAAACUGGUGUAAUUAAUACAGAAAUAAAUUCGUUGGAAUGUCGAGCCAAGAGCAACCAUUUCACAGUAAGAUCCACAGUAGGUGACAUAGAGGUCUUGAAGACGGAGAGGGAUGCACUAGAACUUGAAGUAGAAAACCUUCAAAGUCUGCGUGAGGAAGUUGCUGCACUCAGUGAGCAAUUAGACAAUGUAAUAAUGGAGCGCGACCAACUCACACAGGAGAGAGAUGAUCUUAUACUCGAAUCUGAACGCCAAGCAGCAGUCUUGGAGGCCAUGCAGAAGGACAAUGACGCCCUCAAGCAUGAAACAGAAUAUCUUCAAGGCCAGUGUAACAACGUUGCAGCAAUCAAGGAGCAAUUAAAAACUGUAACAGCAGAGCAACAGCAUCUAAAGGAGGUCAGGGACAACCUACAGCUUCAAAUGGAACAUCUUCAGGGCCAGUGUAAGGAUAUUGCAGAAAUGACAGAAGAAAGGAACAAAUGCCAAGCAAGUGGUACAAAGGCUUUAGAGAAGGCCAGGGACACCCUCAAACUUGAAACAAAUGUUCUUCAAGGCCAGUGUAACGAUGCUGCAGCACUGAAGGAACAAUUAAACACUGUCUGUGUCACAACAGUGCUACGUCCAAAACUCAGAGAAUGGAGAAGAGGUCUUCUUGUAAUUGUUACUGUGCUUAUAUUCUGCUUUAUAGUACUACUUUGGACACAGAGAUAUUCGCUCAACACUUAUGGGACGCCCUUCGCAUCACUGUAUAAGACGUCACCGUCUUGCAAAUCUAUCUUAGGAAAUGCUACGCCCUCCCGUAAUAUUGUUGUCUGAUUACUGGCUGUUAAUGGGGUCGCUAGUAGGCAGUAUGUCAACCAGUAACGACACCCUAAACACAACUAAUUACAUGGAUUCCGAGGGAUAUGCGCAAUAAACAAUUUGAAAAAAUAUGAGUAAGCAUUAUAAUUUACACACAUACACACCGUACAUUCUCAUGGAAUUCCCCACCGUUUGAUCUCUUUAACCGUUCAGCGUGGUUUGACGUGUAUG
Molecule: messenger RNA, 2614 nt
Organism: Cryptotermes secundus
Lineage: Eukaryota; Metazoa; Arthropoda; Insecta; Blattodea; Kalotermitidae
Product: interaptin
Exons: 7
Coding region: 824-2398 (524 amino acids)
Source: RefSeq, a predicted model, not a curated record